Molecule: messenger RNA, 1035 nt
Organism: Dissoconium aciculare CBS 342.82
Lineage: Eukaryota; Fungi; Ascomycota; Dothideomycetes; Mycosphaerellales; Dissoconiaceae
Product: putative zinc binding dehydrogenase
Exons: 1
Coding region: 1-1035 (344 amino acids)
Molecular function (GO): oxidoreductase activity, acting on NAD(P)H
Source: RefSeq, a predicted model, not a curated record
AUGGCUUCAUCACAUCCUGCUGCGAUCCUAGCGGGAAAAGGAGGCCCGUUUGUCGCCGAACCUCGCCCAACUCCCACUCCAGGUCCAUUGGAAAUGCUCAUCGAGGUCAAAGUUGUGGCCUUGAACCCUGUCGACUACUACCAGCGCGACUUCGGAAUGAUGGUGCCAACAUAUCCAGCUGUCAUUGGCUCCGACGUGGCUGGCAUCGUCGCCGCGGUUGGCUCUGAGGUUCACACGUCACUCGCCGUCGGAAGCCGCGUGCUUGCCUUCGCCUCUGCCUUCUUCCAGAACGGUUCUCCAGAUCAUGGCGCUUUCCAAAAGCUUACUCUGGCGCCAUGGGAGGGUGUCAUCGCAAUUCCAGACGAUUUGUCCUUCGAGAGUGCAGCAAUGUUGCCCCUCGCCGCGUAUACUGCCUUGACCGCUUGGGUCGCUGUUGACAUACCUCUCGAAACUCGUUACAACCCGUCGGACAAUCAAGCCGUGCUGAUCUGGGGCGCUUCGAGCAGCGUUGGCAGUGUAUCCGUUCAAUCAGCCAAGGCAAUGGGUUUCACCAUUUACGCCACCGCCAGCGCUCAACACCAUGACUAUAUCAAACAGCUUGGGGCGGAUGCCGUGUUCGAUUACAAGUCGCCCGGAGUUGUGACUCAAAUUGUCAACAAGGUCAAAUCAGAUGGAGUCAGGCUCCACACGGCUCACGCUGUGGUAGACGGUGCGCUGCAGCCGAUCUUGGAUGUCCUUAAGCAUGUUAAGGGCGAUGCCGCCGCUAAAGUCACACAUUCGCCAUUGCUUCCGGAAAACCAUCCAACGCUGGAUGACACAAUGAUCGUGUUCAACCAGCCAGAUAUGGACUCAGCAGCCCGCAACAAGCACCUCUACAAGAUAUUUCACGAAUGGGUAGCUCCAGGCUUGAGGUCCGGCGCGGUUGUUCCGAGUCCGAGAUUGCAGAUUGAGGCAGGUGGUUUGGCAGGGAUAAACGCUGCGUUGGAGAAGCUCAAGGCUGGAGUCAGUGCUACCAAGAUCGUUGUGCCAAUCUGA